Penicillium longicatenatum is the source of this 1293-nucleotide messenger RNA. Its product is annotated as protein kinase PKP2. Gene Ontology annotation, molecular function: pyruvate dehydrogenase (acetyl-transferring) kinase activity. The coding region runs from base 1 to 1293 and encodes 430 amino acids. The transcript has 4 exons. Lineage: Eukaryota; Fungi; Ascomycota; Eurotiomycetes; Eurotiales; Aspergillaceae. The record is from RefSeq and is a predicted model, not a curated record. Gene Ontology annotation, biological process: protein phosphorylation; regulation of glucose metabolic process. Gene Ontology annotation, cellular component: mitochondrion.
AUGCAGUUACGUCUAAGAGGCUGGCAGCCUCUUCGAUGUGCUCCCAGACGCCUUCAUUCUUCAGCCCAACCGCCACCAUGGCGACCUGCCUCCGCAGUGGAUGAAUGGGUGGAGCGCCCCAUCCGCCCCAUCAGUCUCCGUCAGUUGACCUUCUUCGGCCGUACCUUAACAGAGCCCCGACUGAUCAGCUCGGCAAACUAUGUGCGGACUGAGCUACCCACCCGUCUAGCACACCGACUGCGAGACAUCCAGCAGCUGCCGUACGUGGUAGUUUCCAACCCCCACCUAUCCCUCGUUUACGAGUUAUACUACAAGGCCUUUGAACGAUUUCGAGUUAUUCCUGAGGUUCGCAGCUUGGACGAUAAUGAUCGGUUCUGCGAUGUACUCAAAGAGAUGCUCAAGGAGCACCUAGUGGUGAUCCCCAACUUGGCGACCGGCGUCCUGGAAUGUCGCGAGCUAUUUCCACCUGAUGAGAUGGAUCGAUUUAUGAACACCCUGCUGCGAGCGAGGAUCUCUCGUCGCGUUAUUGCAGAGCAGCACCUGGCUUUGACUGACACAUUUAACUCCCCAUGGCAUUUCCCCGACUCGCACGAACGCACAGAUAUGAACGCAGACUUUGUAGGCGAAGUCUUUCUAAAAUGCAACGCAAAAGAGGUAAUUGAGCGUUGCGGGAGGGUGGCACAGGACCUGAUGCGACAAACAACUCAGUCUCCUCAGAUCCCCACCAUCAAUGUCCAGGGUCAUUUGAACGCCACUUUCCCAUACAUUCUGAGCCACUUGGAAUACAUUGUUGGUGAGCUGCUGCGCAACUCGGUGCAGGCUGUGAUCGAGAAGUACCACGAUUCUUCAGCGCCGCCGCCACCAAUUCAGGUACUUAUAUGCGAAACCCCUCAACACGUCAUCAUGCGCAUCUCAGAUCAGGGCGGUGGCAUUCCACGUGAGAUCCUACCCUAUUUGUGGUCUUUCAGCAAGGGACCCCGGACUCAGACGCGGCUAGAGAACCUGGGGCGGGUCCCCGCGAUGGCUGCCACAAUGCAGGAGUUAAAAGUGGGCGGGCGCAAGACAGAACCAAUAGGCUAUCAUGAGGGCUCCUUGGAUUCUCUGACCUCACGACCACCAAACCUACGAUUGGGUAUGGGCCUGCCGAUGAGUCGGGUCUACGCUGAAUAUUGGGCGGGCAGUUUGGAAUUGCAUAGUUUGGAAGGCUACGGAGUGGACGCCUUCCUACAGAUCUCGAAGCUAGGAAACAAAAACGAGCAAGUGACGACACGUGCAGCUAUAGACGCUGUGUGA